This is a messenger RNA of Amoebophrya sp. A25, 1531 nucleotides long. The record is from the annotation of a GenBank genome assembly. Lineage: Eukaryota; Dinophyceae; Syndiniales; Amoebophryaceae.
CAAGAGCAAAAAGGUGUACAACAUGGAGUCGCAUGCGGAAACGAUGUUUCUUCUCAUUUUUAAGGCGUAUUUUACAAGUCCUAUAUCUCUUGAGUGUGCUAAGCCGCGUCAACAGAAGAAAGUCGAUGUUCAAUUUGAGCACGACAAGCAGCAACGACAGAUCUAAACGAGUUAAGUAUCUAUAUGAUGUAUGUUCUAAAAUACCGAGCAUGGUUACACUUAUCUCUUCGAGCUUCUACAUCCUUCGAUUCCCAGCGUCAUCCCGUCUUUGUCCGGACAGCUAGUUUUUCUCGGCGUGCGUCAGCAUAUGGAAGAACCCUUCAACUUCGUUUCCAAUCCAUCGCGUGAAGAUAUGUUGAGGAGUAUACUUCCUUCCCCCACAACGUAUCCAAAUCUCAAAAGUUUACGUGCCGCAUACGAGUUGGCCACCACGCUCUCCUGGAGGGAAGAAGGUUUCGUGUACCGGAAUGGGAAUUUGCGGUGUAAAAUUCGAAAUCCGAAAUUCGUGCUAAGGCGUCGCACUCAAGUAUAGUUUGAAGAAGUGUCGUUAGUAAUAGUAAUGUCGUUAGUAACGUCACUCAAGUAUAGUUUCAAGUGUCAUUAGUCUAAUAGUAAAUGGCAGUGCAGGAGUGUCAUUAGUCUAAUAGUAACUGGUAUUCAACGCCAAAGUCCGGCAGUGCAGGAGGUUCAUCUGCUGGCGGUCAUAGAACUGCUAUCUCUUUGUCCCUUUGUUCAGUUUAGCUCAUUAUGCUGAUGAAAAAACGAGAGUCAUGUUUUAGCUCCUAGAAGAAGAAGGGGGUCACAACUCGCAGAUAAAGACGUGACGACCAUCUCUCAACUUCCACUGUAGCGUCUCAUGUUCUGUCUCCUUUCAUCGUCUGCCUUACGCAACCGCAACUACCGUUGUCGGAAAGGAGCACUUUGGGUCGGCACCGAUCCGGAUUGGGUGAGCAUCAUCACGCGUUUCGCAGGGUUUGCGCCUCUAGUAAGGCGUACGCGCGACCAGCUCGAUUUCUUGGCUCGAGGAGGGAAAUUACCCGAAAACUUUCGGAGGCUUUGCUUGUUAAGGACAAUAGAAAGUAGUGUAGUACUAGAAGGAGAGAAGAAGUGCAUAAGAAUAGGAAUUACUGGGUAACAAGUACUAGGUAAGUACUAGUACUGGAAGAAGAUGUUUAUCAUUUUUUCUAGUUAGGUCGGCUCCACCACAAAACAAAUUUAUCAUUGUUCGUGCAUUGAUGCAUUCCUAGCCAUCUGCACUCGAGACCUUGUUCACCUCUAAAUAACUUAGCACAGAAGCACGACACAGACGCAACCCAAGCAAUUGACAAGACUAGUGCGGUUGGCUACGGAGGACCUUCUUCGGGGAUGAAUUUCAGGGAAGAAAUGCCGGCAGUUGAGCGACUGCUGCGGAAAUAUUGUGACGCAUCAUGAUUGAAGGACACUCAGACGCCGUAGAUAGACAGUGACAGAUCUGAUGCAAUGAAAAGUAGAUCCCCAUUCCCUUUCAAAAUUAUAUUUGAGACCUUUGCAG